UCCUCCUGACUGAUCAUGAAUACUAUUAAAGCCAUUAAAAACGCUGUGGUGUGUUUAGUGCUGCUGCCCCGUUUUCUGGUGGCAGCUGUCAUGUUCUGGCUGCUGGACUUUCUGUGCAUAAGGAAGCGGGUUUUCUUCAGGAUGAGGGAGCAGGAGGGCGAUGCUAUUGAUCCUCCUCUGUGCAUAUCGGACUCCAACCGCCUCUUCAGCCUGGAGUCCCUCAAGGCAGUCUGGCACGGCCACAAACUGGACUUUCUGAAAGCGGCGCACCUCGGACACGGAGCGCCCAACACCGAAGUAGUUCAGCUGGAGGAUCAGCGGCGCAGCCGGAUCCUCGACUACGCAAAGGACCAGAGACCGCUCAUCCUCAACUUUGGCAGCUGCACCUGACCACCGUUCAUGGCGCGUCUCAAGGCUUUCCAGGGGGUCGUACAGCAGAACGCAGACAUUGCAGACUCUGUAGUUGUGUACAUCGAGGAGGCGCAUCCCUCCGACGGCUGGAUGAGCACCGACGCGCCGUACCAGAUCCCCAAACACCGGUGUCUGGAGGACCGGCUGAGCGCCGCGCAGCUGAUGCGCCUGGAGGUGCCGGGCUGCCUGGUGGUGGUCGACAGCAUGGAAAACUCCUCCAACGCUGCGUACGGAGCUUAUUUUGACAGACUUUAUAUUCUGCAGGAGGGGAAGAUAGUUUACCAGGGAGGCAGAGGACCGGAGGGGUACCGGAUCUCCGAGCUCAGAGACUGGCUGGAUCAAUACAGACACACGCUGGAAGGAUCCAGUGAUCUAGUUAUUCAUGUGUAGGUUCGAUUUUCAUAUUUUUUAGAGCUGCUAUUACAAAAAAAAAGAAAAGAAAAUGCUGCAAUUUUUCAGUAUUAUAACUCCUGUAGGUAGAGUGUCUCCGUCAUUAAUGGUUUCAGUGUAUUUAUUUUUAUAAGGCUGGAUUAAAGUAGAUCAGGACGUCCUGCAGUAGCUCCGUGAUGGACAUCUGGACAUCCAGAAGGUUAGUUUUGUUUGGACCUUGUUUGUUGGUGAACACGAGCACUUUGUGUGUCUAACGUUCUGAUCUUUUUUUAUUUUAUUUUAUUUUUAUUUUCCCUCCUUUCCUCUUUUUUCCCUCCGUGUGUAACAUGCGCCUGUAAUUAACCGUCAGGAUCUUGACAUGUGCGCAGCUGCACUUUGCUCGUCAGUAUUUUUUGUGAAGUUCGGUUUUUAAACGGGAUCAAACCAGAGAACCGGUACUGAUGUUUCUCAUACUGGAGACCACAGUGGAGGUGCUGCUCUCUGCCUUGCGUGGCGCAGACGUUUUGUAAAUAUUCUGUUUUAUGGAUUUCUGUUUCAUUCAAUAAAAUGCUUUCAUCUAC
Stegastes partitus (bicolor damselfish) is the source of this 1361-nucleotide messenger RNA. It is a transcript of the gene dio3a, whose product is annotated as iodothyronine deiodinase 3a. The transcript has a single exon. Gene Ontology annotation, molecular function: thyroxine 5'-deiodinase activity. The record is from RefSeq and is a predicted model, not a curated record. NCBI's taxonomy places the organism in Eukaryota, Metazoa, Chordata, Actinopteri, Pomacentridae. Gene Ontology annotation, biological process: thyroid hormone metabolic process.